AUGACUACCCGUAGCAUGCACGGCAUUUCCAAACCUAAAAAGCCUUUUAGCCUUUCAGUCUCUAUUGAUGACCCGUCCAUCUCACCCUUGCCUCGUAACCCAAAACAAGCCUUAUCCGAUCCCAAUUGGAAGUCCGCUAUGCAGUCUGAAUUUAAUGCACUUAUUAGAAAUAAUUCGUGGGAGUUGGUUCCCCGUCCUUGUGAUGUUAACGUUAUUCGCUGUAUGUGGAUUUUUUGCCAUAAAAAGAAGUCUAAUGGUUUGUUUGAGCGUUAUAAGGCUCGUCUUGUCGGUGAUGGCAGGUCUCAAAUUGCAGGUGUGGAUUGUGAUGGGACUUUCAGCCCCGUGGUGAAACCGGCUACCAUACGGACAGUUCUCAACAAUGUUCUGAAAACCGGACCGGACCGGCUGGUCGAACCGGUUCGACCAGGACCCGGAGGGUUGGCCGGUCCGUUGUAA
Lotus japonicus is the source of this 456-nucleotide messenger RNA. RefSeq lists its product as uncharacterized. The coding region runs from base 1 to 456 and encodes 151 amino acids. NCBI's taxonomy places the organism in Eukaryota, Viridiplantae, Streptophyta, Magnoliopsida, Fabales, Fabaceae. The transcript has a single exon. The record is from RefSeq and is a predicted model, not a curated record.